Messenger RNA from Diversispora eburnea, 1574 nucleotides. The record is from the annotation of a GenBank genome assembly. Lineage: Eukaryota; Fungi; Glomeromycota; Glomeromycetes; Diversisporales; Diversisporaceae.
AUGGCAUUAAAUUUUUUUGGCUCAUUUUUAGCUUCUCUACACACUUCCCUACCUGCUACAGAAGGAAAUCAAAUUUUAAAAUAUAAUUAUAAUGAUUUUAUUAGAAUUGAUGAUUUUAAGGAAAUGUAUUUAGAAGAAAUAACUAAACUUAAGGAGGAGAAAGAAAAUUGUGAUGAAUUUGGAGAACUUCAACCAUUUGUUGAGGAUACAACUUAUCGUGUUUUCAAAUCUUAUGUUCUUUCAAUAUUACAUCUCCAAGAUGCACCGCUUGAAAAAUUUUCAGAAUUGUACUUUAAUGAUUUUGUUACUAAUAUUGAUGGAGAUAAAAAGGACGUCAAAUUAUUAUCCCUAAUUUUACGACAUCUUUUAGAUGAAGACAAAAUUAAUGACCCUGUGUACUUACACAUUUAUUGGUGGACAAAUUCAAGUACAAUAUUAGCAGUUUUUCAAUUAGCUCAGAUAUGUCCAACAAUUGUUAAUGACUUUUCAGAAAGGGGAGCUAAUUACACCUUUGAAGAUUUUCUUAUUCAGGAAGUAACAAUAAUGAUGCUUAAUAAGUUAAGUGGAAGCAAUGCAGAAAGUAUCAAUGUUCAUCAAAUAGAUCAAUGGCAUAAACAAGCCACAAAAAUCAUAACCUAUACUGAAAAGCGAAAAUUCCCAUCUUUUCAAUUAGUACAAUUAUUACGAAUUUGUAAUGAACUUGUUGCUUCAAAAUCAAUUUCUUUGAAAGAUAUUAAGGAAAUAGUAAGACUUGGUCUAACUUCUGAUGGACAUGAAAUACUUUCCAAAGAAUUCGUAAAUUAUGUCCUUGAAGUUUUGGAUAAACUUGAAGUAAAUGAAAAAAAUUUAAUUCUCAUGCGAUCAUUUAUUACAAGAUGUCUUGAUAUUAUUUCAAUAGAGUCACAAGUAAUUUUGCACCUUUAUCAAAACAUUUUUUCACGAGAACCUUUCCCUUUGUUAGGACCGAUUAUAAGUCGUAUUUUCGCAAAAGAAGAUGAUGAUAGUGUUUUCUUUAAAAUUUUUGAAAAUGUUCAGAUGAUUUUGCAAAGUUCACCUCGCUUGAAUGUAAUUAAUACUGCUUUAAAACUCAAAGAUUUAAAUUCACCAAUGGCGACCCUGUGCUGCGAUAUUAUUCAACAGAAUUACUUUUCAAAAUUAGAAAUGGCAGAAAUGAUUGAAUUUUUUCCUUCAGCUUCUAAUUCAUUACUUAAAACGGGAAUAGAACCUUUACAACUCGUUUCAUCAAUAGCCUUUUUAAAAGAGUUUGUUGGUAAACUUUGGGACACGACAAUAAAUAGAGAUGAUUUCACACGACCAAUUGCAAUAGAUAAAAUAAUGAAAAUUGGAAAUUCUAAUCCUCAAACAGUUCUUAAUCAAAUAAAUAACGUCAUGGCAAGAGAAAAUCCUCUAAUUUAUUCUCUUAAGAUCUACUUUUUACGAGAUUUACUAUUUAGAGAUUUUUCAAUUGGUGAUGUUAAAAAAUUCUGUAAAGGACAAACAGAAACUUUACCAUGGUUAUUAUCAUUAGAAUGGGGAGAUAAUAAUGAUAAUAGGCUUCCAUUUAACACAUAUUG